This is a messenger RNA of Thalassophryne amazonica, 2650 nucleotides long. RefSeq names its product cullin-1. The transcript has 21 exons. Bases 238 to 2568 code for a protein of 776 amino acids. Gene Ontology annotation, biological process: SCF-dependent proteasomal ubiquitin-dependent protein catabolic process; protein ubiquitination. The record is from RefSeq and is a predicted model, not a curated record. Gene Ontology annotation, cellular component: SCF ubiquitin ligase complex. NCBI's taxonomy places the organism in Eukaryota, Metazoa, Chordata, Actinopteri, Batrachoidiformes, Batrachoididae. Gene Ontology annotation, molecular function: ubiquitin protein ligase binding.
GUCUCCUGGUGAACGGCGUUGAAGCUUUUAGGUGGAGUGGCAGACAGUGCCACCCAGGCGGGCAGAGUGGGUCCCAUCUGACAUCCGACAGGCCAGCUUCCCAGAGCAUUGGAUCCACAGCCAGAUGGACUGCACAGUCUGAGAGCAGAGAGAGUCGAGGCAGAAAUCAGCUGCGGGGGACGAGAACGAUCGCUCAGCGGAGCAGGAACGAGGAAACGAGAGAACAGCGGUGCGACCAUGUCGUCAAACAGGACCCAGAACCCCCACGGACUGAAACAGAUAGGGCUGGACCAGAUAUGGGAUGACCUGCGGGCUGGUAUCCAGCAGGUGUACACACGACAAAGCAUGGCCAAGUCACGCUACAUGGAACUCUACACACAUGUAUAUAACUACUGUACCAGUGUCCAUCAGUCCAACCAGGGCAGGGGCUCUGCAGUUCCAGCAAAGCCAUCAAAAAAGUCCAACACACCAGGAGGAGCUCAGUUUGUAGGUCUGGAGCUCUACAAGCGACUCAAAGAGUUCCUGAAGAACUAUUUGACCAGCCUUCUCAAGGAUGGUGAGGACCUUAUGGAUGAGUGUGUGCUGAAGUUUUACACCCAGCAGUGGGAGGACUAUCGUUUCUCUAGUAAGGUCCUCAACGGGAUCUGCGCCUACCUCAACCGCCAUUGGGUCCGACGGGAGUGUGACGAGGGACGCAAGGGCAUCUACGAGAUCUACUCACUGGCGCUGGUGACCUGGAGGGAGUGUUUAUUCCGACCCCUCAACAAACAGGUUACAAAUGCUGUGCUGAAGCUGAUUGAGAGAGAGAGAAACGGUGAAACCAUCAAUACCAGGCUGAUCAGCGGCGUGGUCCAGUCUUACGUGGAGCUGGGUCUGAACGAGGAGGAUGCCUUUGCCAAAGGUCCCACGCUGUCCGUGUACAAAGAAUAUUUCGAGUGUCAAUUCCUGACUGACACGGAACGUUUCUACACACGUGAGAGCACAGAGUUCCUCCAGCAGAACCCCGUCACAGAGUACAUGAAGAAGGCUGAGGCUCGUCUGCUGGAGGAGCAGCGACGUGUCCAGGUUUACCUCCACGAGUCCACCCAGGACGAACUGGCCAGGAAGUGUGAGCAGGUCCUCAUCGAGAAGCACUUGGAGAUCUUCCACACGGAGUUUCAGAAUCUCUUGGAUGCUGACAAGAACGAAGAUCUGGGUCGGAUGUACAACCUGGUGUCCCGGAUCACAGAUGGUCUGGGUGAGCUGAAGAAACUCCUCGAGACUCACAUCCACAACCAGGGUCUGGCCGCCAUUGAGAAGUGCGGAGAAGCAGCGCUGAAUGAUCCCAAAGUCUACGUGCAGACCACUCUGGACGUCCAUAAGAAGUACAACGCUCUGGUCAUGUCCGCCUUCAACAAUGACGCUGGCUUCGUGGCGGCACUCGACAAGGCGUGCGGGCGCUUCAUCAACAACAACGCCGUCACCAGAAUGGCUCAGUCGUCCAGCAAGUCACCGGAGCUGCUUGCUAGAUACUGCGACUCUUUACUCAAGAAGAGUUCCAAAAACCCUGAAGAGGCCGAACUGGAGGACACUCUGAACCAAGUGAUGGUCGUCUUUAAGUACAUCGAGGACAAAGACGUUUUCCAGAAGUUUUACGCUAAGAUGUUAGCCAAGCGUCUGGUUCACCAGAACAGCGCCAGCGACGACGCCGAGGCGAGCAUGAUCUCCAAACUCAAGCAAGCGUGCGGUUUUGAGUACACGUCCAAACUGCAGAGGAUGUUCCAGGACAUCGGAGUCAGCAAAGACCUGAAUGAGCAGUUCAAGAAACACCUGACCAACUCCGAGCCUCUGGACUUGGACUUCAGCAUCCAGGUUCUGAGUUCCGGCUCGUGGCCUUUCCAGCAGUCCUGCACCUUCGCCCUGCCGUCUGAGCUGGAGCGAAGCUAUCAGCGCUUCACGGCAUUCUACGCCAGCAGGCACAGCGGCAGGAAGCUGACGUGGCUCUACCACCUGUCUAAAGGAGAGCUGGUCACCAACUGCUUCAAAAACAGGUACACGCUGCAGGCCUCCACCUUCCAGAUGGCGAUCCUGCUGCAGUACAACACAGAGGACAGUUACACCGUCCAACAGCUCACCGACAGCACGCAGAUCAAACCUGACAUCCUGGUUCAGGUUCUGCAGAUUUUGUUGAAGUCCAAACUGCUGGUUUUGGAGGAUGAGAAUGCCAAUGUGGACGAGGUGGACUUCAAACCCGACACAGUCAUCAAACUCUUCCUCGGAUACAAGAAUAAGAAGCUGCGGGUGAACAUCAACGUCCCAAUGAAGACAGAGCAGAAACAGGAGCAAGAGACGACACACAAGAACAUAGAGGAGGAUCGAAAGCUCCUCAUCCAGGCGGCCAUCGUGAGGAUCAUGAAGAUGAGGAAAGUUCUGAAGCACCAGCAGCUCCUGGCCGAAGUCCUGAACCAGCUCUCGUCCAGGUUCAAGCCCAGAGUCCCCGUCAUCAAGAAAUGCAUCGACAUCUUGAUAGAGAAGGAAUAUCUGGAGCGCGUGGACUGCGAGAAAGACACAUACAGCUACCUGGCCUAAGCCCCGCCCACUGCCGCCUCACUAUUUUAUUUGUUUUUUAAUUUUCUGUCUGAGAUCAAGUGUGGAUCCCUCUGUGGGUGGG